CAGGAGCCGCACAGCCCCCCGCCCUGCCGCCUGCUGGGCCGUGCGAGGAUGCGGCGCUGCGCCCCGGCCGCCAGGCUUGCUGCGCUCGAGCGCGCUCGCUGACCCCGCCGCGUCUCCGCCGGGCACCCCUCGCUCGGUUCUCCCGCGCCCCGCGCCCCGCCUCGCCCGGCCAUGCUGUCCCUCGGCCUCGUGGCCGCCUUGCUGUUGGCCGCAGGGCCCGCGCGGAGCCUGGGAGACGAGGCCAUCCACUGCCCGCCCUGCACGGAGGAGAAGCUGGCGCGCUGCCGCCCCCCGGUGGGCUGCGAGGAGCUGGUGCGCGAGCCGGGCUGCGGCUGUUGCGCCACUUGUGCCCUGGGCUUGGGGAUGCCCUGCGGGGUGUACACCCCGCGCUGCGGCUCGGGUCUACGCUGCUACCCGCCGCGCGGGGUGGAGAGGCCCCUGCGCACGCUGAUGCACGGGCAGGGCGUGUGCAUGGAGCCCGCGGAGAUCGAGGCCAUCCAGGACAGUCUGCAGCCCGCCGACAAGGAUGAGGGCGAGCACCCCAACAACAGCUUCAGCCCCUGCAGUGCCCAGGACCGCAGGUGCCUGCAGAAGCACCUGGCCAAGCUGCGUGACCGGAGCAGCAGUGCCGGCAAGAUGAAGGUCGUCGGGGCGCCGCGGGAGGACGCACGGCCCGUGCCGCAGGGCUCCUGUCAGAGCGAGCUGCACCGCGCCCUGGAGCGCCUGGCCGCCUCGCAGGGCCGCACCCACGAGGACCUCUUCGUCAUCCCCAUCCCCAACUGUGACCGCAACGGCAAUUUCCACCCCAAGCAGUGUCACCCAGCUCUAGAUGGGCAACGUGGCAAAUGCUGGUGCGUGGACCGAAAGACAGGCGUGAAGCUCCCGGGGGGCCUGGAGGCCAAGGGAGAGCUGGACUGCCACCAGCUGGCUGACAGCUUCCGAGAGUGAGCCGGGCGCAGCGCAUCAGGGGCUCCGUGCUGUCCUUCCCUGAGCCCCGGGGCUGCAGAGUUGGCCCAGAAGUUUUUCUUAGGUGUGUGUGUGUGUGUGUGUGUGUGUGUGUGUGUGGACAUGAGUGUGCCCAGUGUCCUUUGGGGCUUAGAUGGCCCAAGAGGUUCGAGUACGGCAAUGGGGAGCCCUGACGUGUUUCCAGAUCCAUCCUGGAUCCAUUCAUGUAUUCAUUCACCCAUUCACCCACCUGAAAACAUUUAUUGAUCACAUGCUAUAUGCCAGCGCUGGUUCUCACCCGAAGCCGCAUCCUGACUCCCUCCCAUGUAGGCUUUCGGCUUUCGGUGUUGAUAGAAUGCUGAGAGGAAAAGAGGUGUGAACACUGCCAUCUUUCCUCCCCUCCUCUGGCCAGGCCAGAGGUUGGGAGCCACAGAGGAGGUGCAAGUGGCCCAGGGCAGGGCCCCCUAGCAGGCACCUCUCACCCACCUUCAGACCUGGGCUUGGGGAGGGCUUUCAGGGAAGGGCAGGAGGCAGCCAGGUGUAUGUGCUGGGGUGAGGCAAGGUUUCACUGGGUUCUGUUCCCUCCCCUUCAGAGGGACCCCAGUUCCCUGGAGUAGGGGCCCUGCCGGUGACUCUGCCUCUCUCCCCAUCUCUGUUGCCCCUACUCCAGCCCCCGGGUAUUUCCGGCUUGGCUGAAGGGCAUGUGACUUGGGGACCCGCUGGCUGCCUGUGAUACCUUUCUUUUCUUUCUUUCUACCUUUUUUUUUUUUUUAAAUAAAACAGAACAAAGCCAAAAAACAUCCA
This is a messenger RNA of Cavia porcellus (domestic guinea pig), 1749 nucleotides long. It is a transcript of the gene Igfbp4, whose product is annotated as insulin like growth factor binding protein 4. Gene Ontology annotation, molecular function: insulin-like growth factor I binding; insulin-like growth factor II binding. The coding region runs from base 172 to 948 and encodes 258 amino acids. Gene Ontology annotation, biological process: regulation of insulin-like growth factor receptor signaling pathway. The record is from RefSeq and is a predicted model, not a curated record. Gene Ontology annotation, cellular component: extracellular region. The transcript has 4 exons. NCBI's taxonomy places the organism in Eukaryota, Metazoa, Chordata, Mammalia, Rodentia, Caviidae.